Molecule: messenger RNA, 429 nt
Organism: Candidozyma duobushaemuli
Lineage: Eukaryota; Fungi; Ascomycota; Pichiomycetes; Serinales; Metschnikowiaceae
Gene: HIT1
Product: Hit1p
Exons: 1
Coding region: 1-429 (142 amino acids)
Source: RefSeq, a predicted model, not a curated record
AUGUCCUUAGGAGAAUGUACGGUGUGCCAGAAGGAGCAGGCUAAGUAUCGGUGCCCGAAAUGCCCGGUGAAAUACUGCUCCUUGGUAUGCUUCAAGAGCCCGUUACAUUCACAUGAUAUCGUUGAGGAAACGGCUGCUCCUCAGCGUCCUGAGAAGUCUGGGGAACCUGUGGAAGACGAAGAACCCAGCAUAAACCAAAAGAUCGCCAAUGACCCAGUCAUCCAAAGUCUUCUCAAAUACAAAAGUCUCCAAGUUCACAUUGCCGUUAUCAUCAAGCUCCUCACAGACUCCUCCAUCACAAAUGAGCCUUUGGCCGAAAAUCGUAGGGAGAUCGCCAACAUGAGGUUAUGUGAUCUACGAAUGGGCGGUGCUGAGGAGAACGAGCUUGUGGAAGAGUUUGUGUCGAGGGUAAUAGAGUUGACAGGGUAG